AUGGAUCCACGGCUGAAGAUUGUGGUCGCGACGGCGGCGAUUCUGGUGAUCCUUACGGCGGUGGCAGCGGCACCGGCCGGAAAACAGGCGGCGAAGGGUCCAAAUCCGCCGCCACCAUCGCCGGAGUGCUGCAAGAAUCUUUCCGGCACCGAUCUGAAGUGUUUCUGCAAGUCUUUGAACUAUCCGUCGCCGCCGCAGCUCCCGAUUGACCCAAAACUCACCAAGCAACUCUUUCAGAAGUGCCGGCUUCCCGGGCCGGCUUGCUGA
Andrographis paniculata is the source of this 267-nucleotide messenger RNA. Its product is annotated as putative lipid-transfer protein DIR1. The transcript has 2 exons. The record is from RefSeq and is a predicted model, not a curated record. Lineage: Eukaryota; Viridiplantae; Streptophyta; Magnoliopsida; Lamiales; Acanthaceae. Bases 1 to 267 code for a protein of 88 amino acids.